AUGAAGAAAAAUGUCGAUGAGGCCGAGUUAAAUUGGAACAGCGAUUCUUGGCCGAUGAUCCGAGCGGCGAUCGUUGCGGGUUGUUACCCCGGAAUUGGAUUUGUGAAACUUGGAAACAAGCUGAAGAAAAUCCGAACAAGCACCGAGCCAAACGCGCAACUUCAUGCUUCUUCGUCAAAGUACUUGGAUCCUUACUCAAUACGUAGCAGUGUCGAUCCAUCAUCCAUGCCUUUGCCUGAAUUGGAAUCCCUUUCAUUUUCACGAGAAGCACCUCCUUUGAGCGAUCAUCUCAUCAUGACAUUUUUGACAGUCAUU
Mesorhabditis belari is the source of this 315-nucleotide messenger RNA. Lineage: Eukaryota; Metazoa; Nematoda; Chromadorea; Rhabditida; Rhabditidae. The record is from the annotation of a GenBank genome assembly.